This is a messenger RNA of Linum tenue, 1038 nucleotides long. The record is from the annotation of a GenBank genome assembly. NCBI's taxonomy places the organism in Eukaryota, Viridiplantae, Streptophyta, Magnoliopsida, Malpighiales, Linaceae.
AUGGCCGAGCGGGUUCUUAUACGGAUCCGGAUACCGACCCGAAACCCGCCAUGGGCUCCACACCACGUCACGAUUCUCCGCUGCUCUCCUCUUCGUCCUGCAUUCCAUUCGCACAGCUGGUGGCGCCGUCCUCCGGAAACCCUAAAAAUGGCGGUGACCGGAUCGUCCAAUUCGAAGCGACCCACUUGCCCUUCCUGCACCCGGCCCAUCCUCCUCUGCCUCUGCGCCAAGCUGCGGUACCCGAGCUUCGAGAACAAGGUGAGCGUCACCAUUCUCCAGCACAGCUUAGAGACGAAGCACCCUAUUAAUUCCGCAAGAAUCGCCAAGAUAGGACUUAAAAAUGUCGAUGUGCUCACUGUUUACGACGUCCAAUUCGACGCCCGGUUCGUCAUCUCGAUCCCGGGCUCGGGUCUGUCUAUGAGUAUUGGGAAGGGCGGGAAGUUCAUGGAUUGUCAAUGGAUGGGGGAGAAAGUAACGAGCUUCCAUGAGAUUGUGGCUUCACCAGCCGCUGAAGUUGCAAUGAGAGAAGGGUUUAUGGUUAGGAAGUUUAACAAGCGGAAGAAGCUCUGUGGCAGCGAGGGGAAUGUGGAAGAGUACCUAGAGUUCGAACUGAAGGUUCCUGCAGGGUCGGUGCUUCUGUAUCCGAGUGAUGAAUCGGUGGUGAGCGUGGAUGAGCUGAGAGGUGGGAUGAACAAUUUUGAAGUGAAGAAUCUGAUUGUUUUGGAUGGGACAUGGUCCAAGGCCAAGAAAGUGUACAAAGAGAACCCAUGGCUGAAGCUUCUGCCGCAUCUGAAGUUGGAUUUGGGGAAGUCGAGCUUGUUUUCUGAUGUCAGGCGACAGCCUAAGGCUGGGUGUCUGUCGACCAUUGAGAGCAUCGUUUAUGCACUGAAAGCGGCAGGGGAGGAGCCUGAAGAGCGAUUGGAUGGGCUGUUGGAGGUUUUCAGUUCAAUGGUUGCUGAGCAGAGGCGAUUCAAAGCUGAGAAACUGGGUAGAGCCUCCUCACCCUUGUCUGCCGAAACUUCGGUAGUUGAUUCUUGA